AUGGCAACAAAAUCUUCUCCACGAAUUCCUCAAAAAACAUUAAUCAUCGAAGAACAAACAAGAAUCGAAGAUACCUUAUCAUUUACGAUUUUAUUAUCGGAACGAAUCCGACUAGCCGUCGAUGAAGCCAGAUUGUUCAAGUUCGAUUGUUCUGAGGUUGGCAAUAAAGUUGUUGUCAUAAGCCAGAUGCUCCGCUCUGCCGUCCGGUAUGCCAUCUCCGGCGGUGGUGCCGCUGCCUUCUAUGACCGCCCUUUCUAUCGCAUAGCAGCCGAUGUCACCAAGAAUCUUGAAAAGGCGCUGACCCUUGUCAAGAAGUGCCGGCGGGGGAACUUCCUCUGCCGUGUUGUCACCAUUGUCUCCGCCGCGGAUUUUCGCAAGAUUUUCGCCCUCCUUGACUCCUCCGUCGCUGACAUGAAAUGGGUUCUUAGUAUCUACAGCGGCGACGGCGGCGGUGGAGGUAUCGUUAUUACUUUACCUCCCAUUGCUAGUAAUGACCCCAUUCUUUCUUGGGUUUGGUCUUUUAUUGCUUCAUUACACUUUGGUCAAUUACAAGAUAAAAUUGAGGCCGCUAAUGAAUUGGCUUCUUUAGCGAAAGAUAAUGAUAGGAACAAACAAAUUAUCGUCGAAGAAGGCGGGAUUCCCCCAUUGUUGAAGCUUUUAAAUGAUAAUUCCUCGCCGGAAGCUCAACUCGCGGCCGCCGCUGCCCUUUCCAAUUUAUCGAAUUCCGAGGAAAGGGUCGGACAAAUAGUCGAUGAUUUGGGGAUUCCAAUUAUUGUAAAAGGUUUAGCGGAUUCUCCAGUGGGGGUUCAAAUAAAGGUUGCAAAUUUGGUGGCUACAAUGGCAAAGUAUUCUCCACUUGCUCAAGAUGAUUUUGCAAGGGAGAAUGUGUUUAGGCCACUUGUGACAUUGUUGUCGUGUGAUAUAUUCCCAGAUGAUCCAAUGAUCAUAAUUGGAAAACAGACUUUCCAUUCGAUCGUGCAGAUCAACAAGGAAAUGGAGAAGAAUUCGAGUAGGCUGGGGUCCUCGGUGGUGAGUAGUAAGGUGGGGAAGAGGGAGAAUGAGAAGCUGGAGGUUAAGCUCAAGUUAAAAAUAAGUUGUGCCGAGGCAUUAUGGAUGCUUGCUCGAGAGAGCGUACAUAAUAGUAAGAGAAUCUCGGAGACUAAAGGGUUGCUUUGUUUGGCGAAGCUUGUUGAAACCGAGUGCGGGGAAUUGCAGCGUAAUUGUUUGAUGACAAUAAUGGAGAUAGCAGCUGCAGCUGAAUAUAAUGCUGACCUCAGAAGGGUAGCUUUCAAGACGAGUUCUGCUGCUGCUAAAGCAGUUGUCGAGCAGCUCUUAAGGUUGAUUCAAGAGUCUGAUAACUCGUGGUUGCGAAUUCCAGCUAUAAGGGCUAUAGGUUCGUUAGCUCGAACAUUUCCAGCACGGGAAACUAGGGUCCUUGGGCCGUUGGUCGACCAACUUAGUAAUGGGAAUCAAGACGUGGCUGCAGAAGCUGCUUGUUCACUUGGGAAGUUUGCUUGUCCUGAUAAUUAUCUGUGCAUUGAGCAUUGCAAGUCGAUUAUCGAGUUCAAAGGUGUUCCACCUCUACUAAGACUAUUGAGUGGCAAUGAACGGGCACAGUUUCACGGAUUGAUUCUUCUCUGUUACCUUGGAUUGCACGUUGGAAAGAGCGAGGCUUUGGAACAAUCACGGGUUUUGAGCGUUCUUGAGGGGGCGGAUCGUGCAUUGAUUGCUCAACAUCCUGAAUUGAAAGAGUUGAUAUCCAAGGCAAUGUACCAUCUAAAUGUGUAUCACUCAGGUGUGCUUCCUCAGGGGCAGUCUUACACCCCUUAA
Fraxinus pennsylvanica is the source of this 1830-nucleotide messenger RNA. The record is from the annotation of a GenBank genome assembly. Lineage: Eukaryota; Viridiplantae; Streptophyta; Magnoliopsida; Lamiales; Oleaceae.